Amoebophrya sp. A25 is the source of this 1992-nucleotide messenger RNA. The record is from the annotation of a GenBank genome assembly. Lineage: Eukaryota; Dinophyceae; Syndiniales; Amoebophryaceae.
CAAAUCUCUAAUGAUAUUGUAGCGAUUCUUUCCCCUCGCGAAUUCGACAGGUUUUGUUUCAACAGUGUUGAACAUUGUUUGAGACUGAGAACAUUGAGUAAAGAGAGGACCACAACUAUCUAAGACUCUCUUUCAAUUAUUAAGGUAGCACAAAAAUGAGGACAUGUACCAUGCUGUUUUCAUCGAGCAUCUUCUUUACGUUUCUGGUGACGCAGACGCAGUUGCUCGAUGUUGCUGGUUUUUUGCGUGCUGCGUCAUCUCCGUCAUUCGACCCUCCAGCAUCUAGUUCGAAUAUGGUAUUUGCAUUGGGCGUGGCGGAGAAAAAAGCACUCUCUUCCACGUCUUCGCUUUCUCCGGCACCGAUGACAUCUUCAGAACAAGGUACCAGGUCUGGCCCUUCUAAUGCUUUAUCCGCGUCUUCCUCAGCAGCAGUUGUUGGACAUUCUACUCUAUCAUCGUCCUCCUCCUCCGCAACCGGAAUCGCAGAGCAAGGCACUGGCAAGUCGAAAAAAAAAUCCCACGACUCCAUUUCCAGUCGCAUCGUCAAAAAGUGCCAGCAACAGCAUCUUGCGCAACAAAAGCAAGCAGGACAGAUGCCGUUCACCAGUACUUUACUCCUUAGUACUAGAGAAAGCAACAGUACUAGAGUUGGGGAAGAUGUUGGGACGAACAACAUGCCGAUGACGGGUGCAACGACAUGCGACGACGGGAUGGCAGGUAGUUCUGAAGAAACUAACAAUUGUGGGACUAGCAGUUUGGAACGGGUCCAACACGAUGAUCCUUCGUCUAGAGAUGAACAACUGCAGCAUGGACCAUAUUCAUGUUCUACUUCGCCUGACGGAAAAGCAGCAGGAGCUUCCCCCUUUAAAACCUUUGUUGAUGGAGCAAAUAGGUUGAAUUCGCCGGCCCCAGUCUACCGAUCUCCGCCCUCUCCCUUACUAGCAUUUAUCCCGCAACCAGGAUCACUUGCGAGUUUACUAGCGAAUGCGGACGAGCUUCCUUGCUAUCUAUCGACUUCUGCCUCCUCUUUAGCAGCACAGCAGCACGAUCACGGUGCUUCUUCGUCCUUGUUGCCAGCCUGCGGACCAUGGGGAGUGACUCCUUCAGUGCCGCCGCCGGCGAGCGCACGGUUGCCGACAUUACGGCAUUUGCGAGUCAGUAGAUAAUGGUAUCCGUGGAUCGAUUGAUCUCGGAAAAGGUAUUGAUUUUGUACCUCUUCCUUCCUUCUAAUCAUACCACCAACGACCACAGCAGGUUCAACCAAAGGGCAGCGACCUAGAGUCCGUGCCUCUAGGGUGCUUGGUCCGCGAUAUGUCAGGGUUACUUGGGCAGGCAACUCAACGCCGCCACCAGACCUAAAGUUUCCUUCUCGUGGUGCGAUUCAUCUCUCGCGUAGAAUCGUCAUCUGUGGACCUCCUACGCCUAACGGGAGUGGGAAUCUCAAUCUGUCCACCUCCUCCAGUGAGAUUAUUUCUCCCACGUCUGGUGGGACUACUACGUCUGGUGGUAGUAGUAGGACUACAGCUGCGGUUCAUUCUAGUACACCUGCGUCUGGUACGAGGAGCAAAGGUGGUCAAAGUCGUAGCUGUGGUGGGCGUUUGAGCACAUCUGGGCUUCUUUCCGGCUCAGGCUCUAGAUUUGGUAUGGCAGAUCAUCAAGUCUCCGUGAGCACUAAGCGAGGACCGACAAUACGACAGCCGUACACGUUUUACCCCUUUUAUCAAGUCGUGUUUUGGAUAUCAAAUGUAUCUGUGUCUCUCUCGUUGUAUACAGUAUAAUGGUAUAACAAAACUUUUCACCCUCAGCUUGGAGGAAUCUAACUAUCGCAACAAAGUGGACGAUAGCGUAGCAGAGCGUGUGGUCCGCAACCUAUGGCUACAACGAGGUUUUCAACGUGCGCGAGAACAAGCUGGCAAUACUCCUACGACAGCAGGAGAACAUCAGAGUGGUAAUGCGUAUAGUGGUGAACGCAGGAGAACAUCAGAGUGGUAA